Messenger RNA from Astrephomene gubernaculifera, 1159 nucleotides. Lineage: Eukaryota; Viridiplantae; Chlorophyta; Chlorophyceae; Chlamydomonadales; Astrephomenaceae. The record is from the annotation of a GenBank genome assembly.
GCGCUUAUAUAAUUGGUUAUAUAAUUGGUAACCAGUAAAGGAUGUCUUUAGCGACCCGUCGCUCGAUGGGAUCAGUAAGCUGCUCUGGCAGACAUGUUAUACAGCAUAACACCUAUGCAGCAUCGCGCUGUAAAGGCACGAUCUGGCCGGCCGCGGCGACAACUUGCCGCUCACGGAUGACAACUGCAAUUAGAGGCACCCCCUCAGACGAAUUGCCAUCCGCGCCUUCGCUUUCAGAAGACUCGCCAGCGCCACCAAAUGUAAUACAAAUUGAGGAACCAAAUCGGAACAUUAAUACAAGCAACUAUCGCGCGCUAGCAGCUCUGGCAUCUGUCGGUUUGGCUGAAACAGCCUACCUUACCUACGCUAAGCUCUUCGACGCGCCCCUCGUCUGUCCCACCAAUGGCUGCGACAGCGUCCUCAACAGCCCCUACGCGCAGCUCUUCGGCCUGCCGCUGUCGCUGUUCGGAAUGCUAGCGUACGGCACUGUGGGCAUCCUCGCUGUGUCGUACAUGAUGCAACAACAACAACCAACCACACCUGCAUCAGCUACACCCUCGGCCACGUCAGCUACAGCCCGUCGGCUCACCUCGUGGGGCCUUACGGCAGGUGUAGCAGCACUUGCAACCACCAGUGCCGUACUCGUUUCGCUGCUGCACAGCCGCUUCCCCGGCUCCUCCUGCGCCUGGUGCCUGCUGUCCGCCGCCACCUCCACCGCGCUGGCGGUCACCCUGGCUACCAGCAUGAGCGGCAGGGAGUGGCGGGACAACGCCCUAGCCGGCCUUGGGGGCGCCCUGACCGCCGCAGCCCUGCUGUUCCUGGGGGGCCCGGGGGGGCCGCUGGCGGCAGCAGGGAGUGGCGGGUCGGUGCUGAUCGAUGACAACUUCUUCCUGGAAUACCAGGCCCCCACCAUCACCUCCCCCUCCUCCCCCCGCGCGCUGGCCCUCUCCCGCCGCCUGGCGGCUGCGGGCGCCCGCAUGUACGGCGCCUUCUGGUGCUCGCACUGCGCCGAGCAGAAGGAGGAGUUCGGGGUGCAGGCGGUGGAGGGGCAGGGGGACGGCGGCUUCCCGUAUGUGGAGUGCUUCCCGAAUGGGUGGAGGAGGGGUGAGCCGCUGGCCCCCGCCUGCGAGGCUGCCGGCGUGCGCAACUUCCCUACCUG